GACCAGCUUUAUAUUGGUGUCUAAAAACAAUAGAAGCUGGAAGCCAAUGUGAUAAUUGUAGGGAAAUCAUGAAGGAUGUUCAAACAUAUAAAUAUUACAGGAAUAGCAUGAGAAUACAAUCGACUUAUAGGAUUCAACUUGAAGGAGAUGAUAUUCAUAUAGAAAUUGGUGAAAACACAGAAAAAUAUACUACAUGUGGAAACUUAUCGACUGAUAUAAUAACAAAAUUAAAAGAUUUCCUUUGUAGAAAUAUUAAUAGUUUUGCCACUACCAUACAAGAGUUUAUACAUUUUGACCA
Funneliformis geosporum is the source of this 298-nucleotide messenger RNA. NCBI's taxonomy places the organism in Eukaryota, Fungi, Glomeromycota, Glomeromycetes, Glomerales, Glomeraceae. The record is from the annotation of a GenBank genome assembly.